AUGAGGUGCUGCGGGGUGGCCUCUGCUGGCACGUCUUUGGAAAGAAAGAGCCUGUACACUUUGUUGCCUCCCGGCAGGGUGAUAAACGCAGGGAAGAGCCAGCACAACGAGGACCAGGCGUGCUGCGAGGUGGUGUUUGUGGAGAGGAGGCCCAGCCCGAGGGGCCGGCUGCCGUCCAGGGAAGGCGGCGGAGAGCUGGACAGGGGCAGGAAGGGUUUUUAUUUCCACUACUGGGCCUUGUUUGACGGCCAUGCGGGCAGUGGUGCUGCUGUCAUGGCAUCCAAGAGGCUCCAUCUGCACAUCUGUGAGCAGCUCCGGGAUCUUGUGGAUAUCCUGCAGGACCCCUCCCCGCCUCCCAUCUGCCUCCCGCAUGAUGUGACAGCCAGCCCCACAGAGCCGAGCCGGGUACCCCUCGCAGAGGACAAUGGGGAGGUCCCCAACGAUGCCGUGCCACGGUUUCACCUGGAGAAGGUGGUCUCUCACGAGAGCCUGGUGAUCGGUGCCAUCGAGAACGCCUUCAAGUACAUGGAUGACCAGAUCGAGCGGGAGUGGGCAGCCCAGCACCUGUCCGGGGGCUGCUGCGCCCUGGCUGCCAUCUACCUCAUGGGCAAGUUCUACGUGGCAAACGCUGGCGACAGCAGGGCCAUUAUCAUCCGUAACGGGGAAAUCAUUCCAAUGUCCAGGGAGUUUACUCCAGAGACAGAGAGGCAGAGGCUGCAGUUUUUAGCGUUCCUGAGGCCCGAGCUGCUGGGGAAGGAGUUCACCCACCUCGAGUUCCCCCGCAGGAUCCAGCCCAAGGAGCUGGGGAAGAAGAUGCUGUACAGAGACCAAAACAUGAACGGCUGGGCUUACAAGAAGAUAGAAGAGGAUGACCUGAAGUUUCCACUUGUUUAUGGGGAAGGCAAGAAGGCACGGGUGAUGGCCACGAUUGGGGUCACGCGGGGUCUGGGAGACCAUGACCUCAAGGUGUUCAGCUCCAACAUCCACAUCAAGCCUUUCCUGUCCUGCUUCCCAGAGGUCAGGGUUUACGACCUCACGCAGUACGAGCACUGCCCUGAUGAUGUUCUGGUCUUGGGCACCGACGGGCUCUGGGAUGUCACCAACGACAAGGAAGUGGCCGGUGUGGUGAUGGAGGUGUUGACGAGCUACGAGCCCAACGACCCGUGCAGGUACACCAUGGUUGCCCAGGAGCUGGUGGUGCGGUCCAGGGGGGUACUGAAGGAGAGGGGCUGGCGGCUGGCCAACGACAAGCUGGGCUCCGGCGAUGACAUCUCUGUCUUUGUGAUCCCUCUGGGUGGCCCGGGCAACUACACGUGA
Messenger RNA from Tauraco erythrolophus (red-crested turaco), 1317 nucleotides. NCBI's taxonomy places the organism in Eukaryota, Metazoa, Chordata, Aves, Musophagiformes, Musophagidae. The record is from RefSeq and is a predicted model, not a curated record.